This is a messenger RNA of Lodderomyces elongisporus, 570 nucleotides long. It is a transcript of the gene PAM17, whose product is annotated as Pam17p. Gene Ontology annotation, biological process: protein import into mitochondrial matrix. The coding region runs from base 1 to 570 and encodes 189 amino acids. Gene Ontology annotation, cellular component: PAM complex, Tim23 associated import motor. The record is from RefSeq and is a predicted model, not a curated record. The transcript has a single exon. Lineage: Eukaryota; Fungi; Ascomycota; Pichiomycetes; Serinales; Debaryomycetaceae.
AUGUUAGUGCUAGGUUUGUCCAGAAGAUGCGUGACCAAGGGUCUUUUUUCUAAAGUUAGAUUCAACUCUACCAGCACCAUUACCAAUACUACUACAACUUCGGGAUCACCAUCGGGCCUGCUCUCAUGGGUUGACUACUUUAAAUUGAAAAAACAAAACAACAGAAUCAAUAUGGUUAGUGGAGUAAUUACUGGUCUUGGGGGCUCAUUGCUCACGUUGGGUUACUUGGGAAACAUUGAGAUUGAUGUUGAAAAGCCAAUUAUGGGAUUCGACCCAAUUAUGGUGAUGGGAGGAGCAGUGAUACUUGGUGGAUUUGCCGGCUACUUGGUUGGUCCAUUCAUUGGCUCUUUUGUUUUCAAAAUGUUGAACAGAUCGCAGUUGAGACAAUAUGAAGUCAAGAAUAGUUUUUUCCUUUCUAGGUUAAAGAACAAGAGACCCGACCCUUCAAGCCAAAGUUUCUCAAACCCUAUUCCUGAUUACUACGGAGAAAGAAUCUACUCGUUGAAGGAUUAUAGACAGUGGUUAAGAGACUGCAAUGCAUUUAGAAGAAAAGCCAAGGAGUUUCUUUAG